UUGCAAUGGGGUUUCUCUUCGGCCAUGGGUGUUGACGCAGGGCGGUCGCAGCGCUGCUAGUAGAGGAAUUGAAGAGUGUGUCUUUGGCAGAAGAGGCGGAAAACCUGAAGAAGGGGUCAAUUCUUCAAUACAGCACAAAUGAUGCGCCUCUGACUCCAAACCCCGUAGAAUUAAUUGCGCUUCGUGUCCGAGUCUGCUUCGGCGACAUGCCCCUCCAUGAGCCGACGCCGCCCAACUUUUUUUGUGAAGGCUGCCCCACAGUCGCCGGCAUCGGCUCUGUCCAAUCAGCGAGCAGACAUGCCGCCAUCGUCAUUGGUAUCAAUCCCACAUUUCCGAACCGCUGUGCGACUUCAUAUCUGAUAGUCGUACCGCUCUCGUCUCCGUGCUGGGACUGGAUCCUGGAUCUCCUUCCUUUCCCUUCAGCAUGUCAGACAUCCAACGCUACCUGUUGGACUAUGACCGCAACAAGCAGGAAGCGACCGCCGUAGCGCAGCAGUCGGCGAAGCGAUUGGAAAAUGGCGAGUUGAAGCUGCUCACGCUCAUCGGAGAGCUGGGAGAGUAUUUGAACAGCGAGGAUGCCACUGUCAGGAGUAGAACUGUGGGAUACCUCGCCGAGGUCCUGGCCGCUGUUCCGCAGAAGGUCCUCUCCCUUCAGCAAAGAAACCUCUUAUGCGACUUCGUCCUUUCCCGUAUCGAAGACCGCGGAAGUUUAGGCUCGUGCGCGAGAGCACUGAUUGCUCUUGAGGAGCGAGGGAAGUGGGAGAAUGAGAGAGUUACAAAGAUCAUGGAAUCUUUACUCGAGGACACCCACCCUCUCAGCCAGUACAAACUGCAGAGCGAACGAUACCCCGUCCUACGUCUAAUAGACAUGAUGAUGGCCAAAUACAGAGACGCCCUACGGAAUCUGCACGACUCCUCACCCGACUUCAUGUCCAAAUUCAUACUAUACUUUGAUGGCGAGAAAGACCCCCGGAACCUCAUGAUUGUCUUUGCCAUCUUGAAGGUUCCUAUGACGGAAUGGAGUAUCGGUGCCGACGCUCAGCUGCUGUUUGAUGCCGUCUUCAAUUACUUCCCCAUCACCUUCCGACCGCGUCCCGAAGAUCCCUACGGGAUAACUGCUCAGGACCUAAAGGACCGUUUAAGAGAAUGCAUUGCUUCCACCCCGGACUUUGCUCCCUACGCUUUCCCUGCCCUGUUGGAUAAACUGGAUUCCACAUCAAUGAACACGAAGCGGGACGUCUUACAGGCCAUCACGGCUACCGCCUCGGAAUACGGCCAUCAGACGAUGUCACUGUACUCAAUCACCCUUUGGGAUGCCCUCAAAUUCGAAAUUCUGAACGUACAAGAGGAGGACCUUGCAGAAGAAGCGCUUAAUGGCCUGGCAGCGAUCGCAAAGACUCUAUCACAAGGCACAGCAGGGCCAUUCGAGGCAUACCUUCGGCCUAUAAUGAAGGAGUGCAAUGAACAUCUGGAAGAUGCCCCUACGAAACAGUCGCAAGCCUCUGCAAGGAUAUUGAGUAAGAUCGCUGACGUAUCGGCUGGCGUGUGCAACACCCUGCUUUCCGGAAUUCUCCCCCAUCUCCUUCGUCUAUUCCAGACUGCGGAUACUAUUGCAAAAAGAAGGGGUUUGCUGGAGGUCAUGGUUCAAAUGAUUCGCGCAAACAUCCACGUUUACGGGGAUUGGCGCUCGAUUGGCACAGCUGGAGAGCAUCCUCCUGUCAAUACCUUGAUACAAUUCAAGGAUCAAGCGUUGGAAGUCAUGUUGAAUGGCCUAGAGACCGCUCCUGUCAAAGAAGUCUCCUUCCGUAUGGUCUGUUUAGAUGGCCUGCUACGGUUGGCCCAGGUACGCGAACUCCUCAGCGACGAAGACAUCGGCAGAAUUAUCGAAUUGUUCCAUUCGAUAGUCAUCCACGAAGAGUCUUAUGGCAAGGACGAAGUUAAAGAAGCGGCCAUUAGUGGACUCGUCGAUAUUGCACAUCAGAAACCUUCGCUGGUCGUCGACAAGGCUUUCCCAGCCUUCAUGGCACAACUUCCGGACAGUGAUUCUGACGGCUCGAAAGGGUACGUCCAGAUACUGGAGGCUUUCGCUAAGCUGGCGAGCGAAGAGCGGGUGUUCGAUACGGUCAUCGUACGACUGAAGAACAAAUUCCAUACCGCAGUAAAGCAGAAUGCAUCGCGCACCUACAUUGUCGCACUUCUUUCCGCUAUCUUGUACGCUCUCAACGCCAAUAUUGGAAAGGUUGAGCAGGCCCCUGGUGCCACACUCUACUAUCAGGAUAUUGUUCUUCCUCUCUUAAGAAUGGCUUCCGGAACAGAGGGCGAACGCCCGAAGGCAUUCGAAGAUGAAAGAACUCUUGACCUAGUUGGGAGGAUAUGCAAUGUGAUCCUGAGAUAUCAGUCUGUUGAGCUGCAGAGCCAGAUUUCGCCAGAACUGUACACUCUUUUCAAGGGGGUGCCGCAGGACCGGGUGCCGCCUUUCAACAGCAGCACGCCUCCCGAACAAACUAAGACAAUGGUCGUGUCCACGCACUUGCUGGCCUCUUUCCGCAAAGAAACCGCACUACCAUGCGAGGUGCAGGUACUCAUAUCCUCUUUGGUAGACUUCUCCCAGCAAACGUAUAUAUCGAGUCCGGUGCGCUCAGCAUCGCUCCGUCAAAUAUCCCUGCUAUUUAACAAGUACAUCCCGACCCCUUCGCUCAGGACCUGCAUGGAGCCCCUGAUCAACCCACCCGUCGACCUCUUCUCGACUGAAAAGCUCGACCCAUCGAGGAUACGCAUCAUCUUUGCCUGUCUGAGAGCCUUACUCCUCCGAAACAGUCCGUCUCUAUCAUCACUCUACCCUCGUCUCCUAUCGUUUCUAUCACACCCGACGCAGGGCGCGACGGUCGCAAGGGGUUUCGCGACCCUGCUCCAGCCGGACGACUUGCUAACGAAGCAAAAUCACUGUCAGAUAUCCGGCCUGCAUAAACAGAAAUCUUUCGCACUAUUAGUCCCCAGCAUCACGCAAUCAUUCCGAGAAGCAAGUCCCGAGAUGAAACCGAACUAUCUGAUCGCGUUGAGUGGCAUACUAAAGUGGAUACCCUUCGAGGUCGUGGUCGAGGAGGUGGUACAGCUAGCGCCGCUGUUGCUCCAGAGUCUCGAUCUUCGAGGCGAGGACCUUGUCAAAGAAGCCGCCAUUGGCACGCUUACGUCCAUUGUCCAGGAGAGUCCCAAAGCCGUCGAAGGCCACGCGGGGGCUCUCAUCGCCCGCCUCUUGGAUAAUUCCACGCCCUCGCCGAGUCGAAACGCACCCAUGGCUGCUGCGGGCGUAACGGAGUCUACCACCACACCGGCUCGUGUCCGCGCAAUGGCACUCGUAUGCUUGACUUUGGUGGCUCAGAAGUUCAGGCAGGAAAUUGUGUUGCCGUAUCGCAAGCAGGUCGUCAAGAUGUUGACUGGGGCGUUGGAUGAUAAGAAACGCGAGGUGCGGAGUGCGGCUGUCAAAUGCAGGACCACAUGGAUCGUAAUAGAUGAGCCAGGUGACGAUGACUGA
Messenger RNA from Westerdykella ornata, 3532 nucleotides. Its product is annotated as MMS19 nucleotide excision repair protein-like protein. The transcript has 7 exons. Lineage: Eukaryota; Fungi; Ascomycota; Dothideomycetes; Pleosporales; Sporormiaceae. The record is from RefSeq and is a predicted model, not a curated record. Gene Ontology annotation, biological process: iron-sulfur cluster assembly. Gene Ontology annotation, cellular component: cytosolic [4Fe-4S] assembly targeting complex. The coding region runs from base 425 to 3532 and encodes 1035 amino acids.